AUGGGGACACUGGAGCCUCUCUCAAACCUCUCCUCUCUUAUCAGUUUAGAAUUGCAAGGUUGUGGAGAGGAUCUGAAAUGUCAGGGCUUGUGGUCUCUCCUUAUCACCGGGGGCCAUCUCAAGGAAUUAAUAGUCUUGGGCAGCCCUAGUUUCUUUGCUGAUUGGGAUCCCAAUCCCAGACGGGCUUUGGAGGAUGCUGAGGGAGGUGAAGAGCAGCAGACACAACUUGUUUCGUCCACACUGUGGGAGCUCAUGACAGGUGACAUAGCAGGACUUCUUGCUGCACCCGUCUGCAGAUUCCUCUCUUCCUCCUUCACCAAGCUGACACUUGUGGGGGAUUCGUGUGAAGGGAUGGUGCGAUUCAGCAAGGAGCAAGAGGACGCCCUUCAACUCCUCUCCUCCCUCCAGGAACUAGUGUUUUUGGAUUUCAAGGACCUUCAACAACUUCCUGCAGGGCUGUGUAACGUUACCAGCCUCAAGAUGUUAUCAGUCCACUACUGUCCAGACGUCUCGUCAUUGCCCAACGAUGCCUUCUUGGGUUCACUGGAAAAGCUACGUGUCUGCAACUGCAGCAAGGAGCUAAAGGACAAGUGCAGGGGGUUAGUAGGAACCAUCCCAGAUAUCUGGAUAUUCUGA
This is a messenger RNA of Triticum turgidum subsp. durum (durum wheat), 636 nucleotides long. The record is from the annotation of a GenBank genome assembly. Lineage: Eukaryota; Viridiplantae; Streptophyta; Magnoliopsida; Poales; Poaceae.